AUGCCGCCUCCGCCUCAAAUGCAAGGAAUUCCAGGCGGCGAACCGACUGUCUUUCAAAAGAUCAAAAUGGGCGCAAUGACAGGCACCCUUGUAGGACUCACAAUCGGCUUCAUCGGUGGUGGAAUCCAGAUUCUUCGCGCAGGCCCGGGACCAAGAGGCGCACUCGGAACGCUAUCGCAAUUCAUGCUUAGCUCAGCAGCUACGUUCGGAUUCUUCAUGUCCAUCGGUACAGUGUUGAGGACAGAAGGGAUCGAAGCCAACCCCUACUUGACAGCAACACAGAGGCUCGUCCUUUUGAAACAGCAACAGGAAUUGAGCAGGGUAGCCAUGACCAACCGAGGCGUCCAGGUCGAGCACAAGAGGAGCAUCGCGUAG
This is a messenger RNA of Mycosarcoma maydis (corn smut), 375 nucleotides long. RefSeq lists its product as uncharacterized. Gene Ontology annotation, cellular component: TIM23 mitochondrial import inner membrane translocase complex. The record is from RefSeq and is a predicted model, not a curated record. NCBI's taxonomy places the organism in Eukaryota, Fungi, Basidiomycota, Ustilaginomycetes, Ustilaginales. The transcript is spliced from 2 exons. Gene Ontology annotation, biological process: protein insertion into mitochondrial inner membrane; protein import into mitochondrial matrix. The coding region runs from base 1 to 375 and encodes 124 amino acids.